This is a messenger RNA of Jaminaea rosea, 570 nucleotides long. RefSeq names its product cyclin-related 2. The transcript has 4 exons. The record is from RefSeq and is a predicted model, not a curated record. Gene Ontology annotation, cellular component: nucleus; cyclin-dependent protein kinase holoenzyme complex. Gene Ontology annotation, molecular function: protein kinase binding; cyclin-dependent protein serine/threonine kinase regulator activity. NCBI's taxonomy places the organism in Eukaryota, Fungi, Basidiomycota, Exobasidiomycetes, Microstromatales. The annotation marks the transcript as partial. Gene Ontology annotation, biological process: regulation of cyclin-dependent protein serine/threonine kinase activity.
GACCUAGCCACAUACCCUUCUCCAGACCUCCUGCGAGUCCUCGCCGUGCUCCUCCACCAGAUUGCCACAACCAACGAUGCCAUUCGCCCGCCAUCUGCUACGCAAGACGAGAGGGGACGGAGGUCGGGCUCGAAGUCGAAAGUGCAUCAUCCCCAGGGGGUCACAACGGCAGCCAUGGGUGCAUUGGGCCAACCGAGCAGCACCCUCUGCUUCCACGCUCGUAACGUGCCUAGCAUCACCAUCGAGAGCUACCUGCUGCGUAUCCUGAAGUACUGUCCGACGACGAAUGACGUCUUCCUCAGCUUGAUCGUCUACCUCGACCGGAUGAGCAGGGUUGCACAAGGGUCAGAGGACGGUCGAUGUUUCGCCGUCGACUCGUACAACAUCCACCGUCUCGUCAUCGCAGGCGUGACUGUAGCGUCCAAGUUCUUCAGCGACGUCUUCUACACCAAUUCUCGCUACGCCAAGGUGGGCGGUCUGCCGGUGCACGAACUCAACCAGCUCGAGCUGCAGUUCUUGCUGCUUAAUGAUUUCAGGCUAGUCAUCCCUUUGCCGGAACUGCAGAGCUAC